GGUACACCGAGAGGGGGACGACUACACACCGAGAGGAGGGGGCUGGAAGUCUGAGUCGCUUCCAGCCUGAAGGGGCCGGCUCUUUGGCCACAGCUGCACGGACUAGCUAGCCUGUUCUGAGCGGCUAAGUGAAUGGGAUGGAGCCGGGACCGUCUGGCGCUGUGCCCAUGGGGGUCUUCCCCCCGCCCCUGCAGCAGGUGUUCCAUGCCCCCCGCCGGCCGGGCAUGGGCACAGUGGGCAAGCCCAUCAAGCUGCUGGCCAACUACUUUGAGGUGGAGAUUCCAAAGAUGGAUGUGUACCACUAUGAGGUGGACAUCAAACCUGACAAGUGCCCUCGACGAGUCAACAGGGAGGUGGUGGAAUACAUGGUACAACACUUCAAACCCCAGCUCUUUGGAGACAGGAAGCCAGUUUACGAUGGCAAGAAAAAUAUCUACACGGUGCUAGCACUUCCAAUCGGGAGUGAGAAGGUGGACUUUGAGGUUACCAUCCCAGGCGAGGGGAAGGACCGUAUCUUUAAGGUGUCUAUCCGUUGGCUGGCCAAGGUGUCAUGGCGCCUGCUGCAGGAGACACUGGUCAGCGGGAGGCUGCAAGUCCCCCUCGACUCCGUUCAAGCCUUGGACGUCGCCAUGCGCCACCUGGCCUCUAUGAGGUACACUCCAGUUGGGCGUUCAUUCUUCUCCCCACCCGAGGGAUACUACCACCCGCUGGGAGGGGGCCGGGAGGUCUGGUUUGGGUUCCAUCAGUCUGUUCGUCCUGCCAUGUGGAAGAUGAUGCUCAAUAUCGACGUGUCCGCCACGGCCUUCUACAAAGCCCAGCCCGUGAUCGAAUUCAUGUGCGAAGUUUUGGACAUACGCAACAUAGACGAACAGCCAAAAACACUAACAGAUUCACAACGAGUGCGCUUCACCAAGGAGAUUAAAGGUCUAAAAGUGGAGGUGACGCACUGUGGGCAGAUGAAGAGAAAGUACAGAGUAUGCAAUGUUACACGACGUCCUGCCAGCCACCAGACGUUUCCCCUCCAGCUCGAAAGCGGGCAGACCGUAGAAUGUACAGUGGCCCAGUACUUCAAGCAGAAGUACAAUUUGCAGCUAAAAUACCCCCACCUGCCCUGUCUCCAGGUGGGGCAGGAGCAGAAGCACACCUACCUGCCUUUAGAGGUGUGUAAUAUUGUAGCAGGCCAGAGGUGUAUCAAGAAACUGACGGAUAAUCAGACCUCCACUAUGAUCAAAGCCACUGCCCGCUCUGCUCCAGACAGACAAGAGGAGAUCAGCCGCCUGAUGAAGAAUGCAAACUUCAACCUGGACCCAUACAUCCAGGAGUUUGGGAUCAAAGUGAAGGAUGACAUGGCCGAGGUGACAGGCAGGGUGCUCCCAGCUCCUAUCUUACAGUAUGGAGGACGGAAUCGUGCUAUUGCUACCCCCAACCAGGGAGUCUGGGACAUGAGGGGGAAGCAGUUUUAUAACGGCAUUGAGAUCAAAGUGUGGGCCAUCGCAUGCUUUGCCCCACAGAAACAGUGCAGAGAGGAAGUCCUUAAGAACUUCACAGACCAGCUGCGUAAGAUCUCAAAGGAUGCUGGGAUGCCAAUCCAGGGCCAGCCUUGUUUCUGUAAAUAUGCCCAGGGAGCAGACAGCGUGGAGCCCAUGUUCAGACACCUCAAAAACACAUACUCUGGACUGCAACUCAUCAUUGUCAUCCUCCCCGGAAAAACUCCUGUCUAUGCUGAAGUGAAGCGAGUUGGGGACACUCUGCUGGGCAUGGCCACACAGUGCGUUCAGGUGAAGAAUGUGGUGAAGACAUCUCCUCAGACCCUCUCCAACCUCUGCCUCAAGAUCAACGUCAAGCUGGGAGGCAUCAACAACAUCCUGGUCCCUCAUCAGCGGUCUGCCGUGUUCCAGCAGCCUGUUAUCUUCCUGGGAGCAGACGUCACGCAUCCCCCUGCUGGAGAUGGGAAGAAGCCCUCCAUUACUGCUGUGGUAGGCAGUAUGGACGCCCACCCCAGCAGAUAUUGUGCCACUGUGCGGGUGCAAAGGCCCAGACAGGAGAUCAUUGAGGAUUUGUCUUACAUGGUGCGAGAACUGUUAAUCCAGUUUUACAAAUCCACGCGCUUCAAGCCCACCAGGAUCAUCUUCUACAGGGAUGGAGUGCCCGAGGGACAGCUGCCACAGAUUCUGCACUAUGAGCUCCUGGCCAUCAGGGACGCAUGUAUCAAACUGGAGAAGGAUUACCAGCCGGGCAUUACCUAUAUUGUAGUGCAAAAACGCCACCACACGCGCCUCUUCUGUGCUGACAAGUCUGAAAGGAUUGGAAAGAGUGGUAACAUUCCUGCAGGGACCACAGUGGACACCAGCAUCACUCACCCCUUUGAGUUUGACUUCUACCUGUGCAGCCAUGCAGGCAUACAGGGUACCAGCAGACCGUCCCACUACUACGUGCUUUGGGACGACAAUCGCUUCACUGCGGAUGAGUUGCAGAUCUUAACCUACCAGUUGUGCCACACGUAUGUGCGUUGUACCCGCUCUGUCUCCAUUCCUGCUCCAGCCUACUAUGCGCGACUUGUAGCCUUCCGUGCCCGCUACCAUCUGGUGGACAAAGAACAUGACAGUGGAGAGGGCAGCCAUGUGUCCGGUCAGAGUAAUGGCCGGGACCCUCAGGCUCUGGCCAAAGCCGUGCAGAUCCACCAUGACACACUGAGGACCAUGUACUUCGCCUGAGCUCCAUGACCCCUCCCACCUCAUACUUACUGUGGGCUGCAGCUAGCCCACUGCCACCUCAUCCCCAUCCCUUCUCCCCAGUGACUCCCACUACACACCCUUUACAGAGCAUAGAGUCAUCAGAACCACAAACAUGCCCUCACCUGUGCCACGCAGGCACUCUACAGCCUCAUGCACUCAAACGGUUUGAAUCAUUUUAAUGUUUUUUGUUGAUUUUUUUUUUUUUUUACCUUUUACCAGGACUAUUGUUCUUUUUAUGUUGACUUUUUAAAACCUGGGUAUUAAUAUGUAAAUGUAUUGUAUAGGGGUAGCACGGUUCAGGAAAAAAGCCGAACCAUUCGGUCACAGUUCAGGACGUGUGCGCACCGCACGGUUUCCACGGUUCCCGGCUUGCACAUGGUAGCCUCGUGCCCGUAUGUGACCUGUUUCGCUUUGACACAAAAGAAGAGGUGUGGAGGGUGAAUGCUGCGUGUUACGUGUAGAAAUGGCAAGCAGGAGAGAAGUAGAAAGACAAGACGGCCGCCAGGAGAUGGAGGAUGCGCCCGUGUCAUUUAGGGCCUGGCUCCACAGCACGCAUCAGCGUUUACACGCAUAACCUCGCGAAACCACAGCCACGCGUCAACGCAAAGGCGGCUCCACCAGCAGCUGCAGCAGAACAUACACGCGCAGCACUGGCUCUGUUUGUCAAUGGGAAAGACGAUCAAACUUGACUGGGUGCGUUUAGCCACUUGUAUCAGGCCCACAGUGAAACUAACAGCUGAACAGGCAAAUGCGAGGAUUUCAAAAGUAAAUUUUAAAGCACUAAUUAACAGUCUUUCUGGACCUGUGCUCUUUCAGACGACACAGAUCUGCCCCAGGAGUACAUUACACCAUAGAUUAAAGAUUAAAAAGAAAAAAAUUACAACAAGAACCAUACAGAACCAAAAACCGCGACUUGAAACCAAUACAAACCGAACCGUGAAUUUUGUGAACCGUGCCACCCCUAGUAUUGUAAGCUACCUUCACACUCCUAUCUAUGUAAGUAUGCAUUACGGAUAGGGGAGAAAUGGGCAAGAAAAAGAUAAUAUCUGAAAAUAUCUUUUUUUACUGCCACCACGAUGCUGCCUCCAAACCUAUCCGAAUGCCAGAUGCCAGUGUUUUGUGUCCUUACCUGUGGGCAUCCUACGUGUGGCACUAGGCGCAUACUUACAUGUGUCAUUCACUUACGAUCAUGUCAUGCUUUGGGAUUAUGUUUUUAAGUAUUUUUACUGCAUUAUGGAGAAUUGGAGUAUAUGGUACAUUAGCACUUAGUGAUAGCAUGUAGGUGCCACAAGUCCUGCACAUACAAGUUUGUCAGUAUGUACUGUACACUGAAGUCUCCUGGCCUGGGACUCAAGGAGCAGGCAUAGCAUAUCAUAGACACAGAAGAGAUUUUCUUUCACUCUCUGUGCUGGAUGGCACGUCCCUUAGAGAACUAGCCUUAGGCAUCAUAGAGUAACAGUAGAGGGACCAUUUGUUUAGAGUGUGUCAAAUAUAUUGUACUUGCACCCCAUGCACCUAAACCAGCAUUAACCAGCCAAAAGUGAUCCCAACCAAUGGAAACGGGCACUUAGACAGGAAGAUAAUCUUUAUUUCUGCUUUUAGGAUUUUUGAGGCACUUUUAUUUACUUUUUGUUUAAUUGCUGCAAAAUGAUGAGUUUUCUUCCUGAGUAUGACAUAGAUUAUAUAGCGUUUCUCACACUUACACUUGCUCUCAUAACAAAAAGGCAACUAAGGCAAUAGAUAAGGUCAACACACCUCAGUAGAUUUGAAUGCAGGCAACUACAAAAGUCUGUGACCACACAAGUGCUGUAAAGCUGAACUUAAGAUUCAGCCAUUGACCUUGCUCUGAUCAUUGUGCACAUUCCAGCCUGUAUUAGCAGAGCUUACGCUUCGGCAUGCACCCUAAACAUCCACCCACACGCUCCAGCUCUCACGUGCACAUACCCGCUCCACUGUAACAACAUUAGUCAAAGAUUCUUCCCCUCACUAAAACGUGUCACUCAGCCUUGUUGGCAGAAGCACAGAUCUCUCUGCCUUGAGUCUCUUCCAUUGUAUGCAGACUUCUUAAUGCACUUGUCCUUUUAUCCUUAUUACUAAAAAUAGUCACUACGACCCACACUUCAUUUCACCCCAUCACCUGAUGUGUUGUGACUUUGAAGAACCACACCUGCAGCGCUCCUGGCCCGACCCCCAGCCUGUGCCCGCCACUCCCUAUUGGUGCUCUGUGUGCAUGGGCGGCACAGGCAGGGGACUGCUGCAUCUACAAAGAGUGGGCAGUUAAAGCUACGGAACAUGCCCUGCCUUUACAUCUAGUCACUUUUGGGAGUUAAUGAAAAAAAUGCAUGUAAUAUUUUUAUGACUGGAUAUUCUGAGCCACCUUAUUCUGGUUUCUUAGAGGUAGGAGCUGUGUGCUCACCACUGCCUGUCAGUUGUUUUGCCUCGAUUGUGUAAUGGUUAUAAUGACUGCUUAUUUUCUUUUUUUUGUUAUUAUAUGAGUAUUGUGACUAGUGUCAAAGUGUAUCCUCAAGAGGGCACUGUAGAGACUGUCUCAAAGUUCCACCUCAGAUGCCCUUAAAGCGCCUCAAACCUUGUCUGAUGGGUAAAGCCCUUUGAGAUGAAAGGGAUCAAAAGAGAUCAGAUAAGUGUGAUUUUUAAAUCAUCUUUAUGAACUUGCGUAAUCAAAAUGCCUUUGUACACCAUUUUACUGAUUCUUCAUUGUGUCCAAGGUGAUUUGUAUAUAUAAAUGCAUAUAUAAUAUUAACCUGUUAUGUAUUCCGGCUCACCCAAAGCUGGGCCUGUCACAGUCGGGGGCCAGUGUUCCUACCCCCUUUCUGUACUUAAAAAAAUGAGUCUGGGGGCAUUAUCCAGCACCACUGAAUCCAGAUGCAGUCCUUCACUCACUGAAGCCACAAAGCACCUUGUAACUGGGGGUGACCAUUGACAGUCCCCCCCACCUUGUAACCGGGGGCGACCAGUGACUGUCCCCCCUUCCAAUGCAUCAUGUGGACAGCGGAGAGGGCUCUUCUCUCCACGCAGCCUCACUGUCUGACUAAGCAAUAUCGAAGCCACUGAUCAAGAACAGUCCUUGUCAAAGCACUUCCCAAUACAUUUGAAUGAAAGGACAUGGAAGCAUACUAUUUUGGCUCUGUAUGUU
Boleophthalmus pectinirostris (great blue-spotted mudskipper) is the source of this 5889-nucleotide messenger RNA. RefSeq names its product argonaute RISC component 1 (gene ago1). Gene Ontology annotation, molecular function: protein binding; RNA binding. The record is from RefSeq and is a predicted model, not a curated record. NCBI's taxonomy places the organism in Eukaryota, Metazoa, Chordata, Actinopteri, Gobiiformes, Gobiidae. The coding region runs from base 138 to 2714 and encodes 858 amino acids. The transcript is spliced from 19 exons.